UCAUUAUGUUUGGCACCGUCGACGCGACCACAACGCCACCGCACAACGCAAAUCGCUCACCUAACUGCUCAUCGAAGAUCGGAGUUCGGAUUCGGAUCUAGGCACUUUUUGGAGUUGUUGCUUCAACAACCGCAACCUGAUCGGUUCGCUGUCAAUCGUUCUUUCUGCUCGUCAUUCAUUUGCUGUGCUGUGGUUGUGCUUUGUUGUGCAAUUUCUUGUCGAAAAAUGCUUCCAAUUUGGAUUUGUGUACCGAGCUCUUAACGUUUGUCUUCUGUCUGUGCAUCGCGUGAGUGGCCUGUUGUCUCGAUCAACUUGACCUUUCUGCGCUCUUCGAUCGUAGAUCGUAGCUCGGGAAAUUGCUUAAGUUCUUUUCAAAUUGUGUCUGCCACCGAAUUAAUUCGGAAAAUGCCAUCACCAUAUGUGAUCGCCUUGAUCACGCUCCUCUGUCUCUGUUUGAGUCCGGCCACCAUUGCCCAAGACUCGCAGUUUGCGGAACGCAAUCAUAAGAAACGUCAAAUCUAUCGCGAGCAAGUUCUGCCACAUGCGGGUGGUAAAGUUCCCGAAACCGCCUUCGAAACGGAUCGCCUCUUUCUGAAUCGCCUACAAAAGGAGGGCAUAGCGGUUCCCGACGGAAUUGUGCCCGAGCAGCGUAGUCCGCAGGUCUAUCAAUACUACAACAAACCCACGCGUACCGUCUUCCACAUCGCCCUCAGCUCCGAUGGAAGGUAUACGCCCCGUGAGGGUCGCUAUCAGUACCGAAAUGUGCCCACCGUGGAAACCACGUAUCUGUACCCCCAGGCAGUGGGUCGUCAGCACGUGCUGGUGCCCCCAAAGCACGCCCUACCCGUCUACAGGCAGCUCCAGCUGCACAAUCCCUUGCUGAAUCAGGUGAAAUUGCAGCCCAAAAAAAUGCCCAAUUUUCUUGACCUGGCACCCACCGUAGGCAAGAGCCACUACUCAUCACUGGCAGCCGGUUCGGCCAAGGCACAGUCUUAUCAGAACGUAAAUCUUCUGCAUGGUCACAGUCCAGUGCUGACCGCCUUCAAGAAGACCGCUCGCGGGAGCAAGACCUACGUGGACAGCUAUGGAACAACUCAUCUCUUCAGCGAGUUUGACGAUCUGUUGAACAAAUUGGAUUUGCAUCAGACGGCGCAAAAGAUUUAUUAGGAUUUUAAGACCCACCUAACUUUAGUAGAAUUUCCCCAUUCACAAAAUGCAACAUUCCCCAUUUAUCUAACUGCAUAUCAUUUCAAAACAUUGGCCAUAUAAAAAUGCAUACAUAAUGCCACACUCCGCCCCAUACACCGAUUCCCAGCCCAACCUAUCCAGCCCAGCCACCUCAUACCACCUUAUGCUUAGUGUAUUAUAGUGUGUAAGCCCAAGCAGCAAAAACAAAAAACGAAAUGGAAAUUGAAAUUCAUCGUUUUUCGCUAGUUAAGCGUAAACAAUUUGUUUCUUGCAAAAUAAAGUU
This is a messenger RNA of Drosophila obscura, 1471 nucleotides long. RefSeq lists its product as uncharacterized. The record is from RefSeq and is a predicted model, not a curated record. The transcript has 5 exons. Lineage: Eukaryota; Metazoa; Arthropoda; Insecta; Diptera; Drosophilidae. Bases 406 to 1167 code for a protein of 253 amino acids.